CUCCGCAGCAACGGCAGCAGCUCCUCUGCUCCUCCGGGCUGCGGGUCACGUGACUCUCUCUCCAUCGCUCUGGACCUCCGUCUCUCUCUCUCGGUAUGGCGGAGAUGGAGCGCUUCACGGAUGGAGGAGCUUCUGCUGCCGUGUAACAGCCGCUCCUACUGCUCGCUGGAAGCGGGGAAGCUGCUGUAGUGUUUCUGGGGGGGGUGGAACCGCUCUGCUUUGACCGCCUCUCCGCUCAGGCAUGGCGGAGCGAGGCGUGGAGGUGUCCGCUCUGCCCGCGGAGGUCCGGGAGCAGCUCGCCGAGCUAGACCUGGAGCUGUCUGAGGGUGAUAUCACACAGAAAGGAUAUGAGAAGAAGAGGGCCAAGCUGCUCGCUCCCUACAUCAUCCAAACACAAAGCGAUUUUCCUCCACCUCCACAGUUUGACGGACAGGACCCUGGCCCAAGUACAGCUGCUGCACCUAGCAAUGCUUCCUCAAGCUCCUCCUCCUCUCGCCACCGCCGCACGCGCCGGCCACACCGCAGUGGCGGGACCAGGGAUGAACGCUACAGAUCAGAUAUCCACACUGAGGCUGUACAGGCUGCCUUGGCCAAACAUAAAGAGGAAAAGAUGGCUCUGCCUAUGCCAACUAAACGACGCUCAACAUAUGUGCAGUCACCCAUCGACAACUGCACUCCACCAGACUCUUCCUCAUCCUCCGAUGAUGAAGGUGGGGCGAGUGCUGGAAGCAAUGAGCAGCAGCAAUCUCCUGACUCAUGGAUGAACAGCUCCAUCCACGGCUCCUCCACCUCCUCAUCCUCUGCCUCAUCCACAAUGUCCCACGGCGAGUCACGCCCUCCGCAGGCCCCGCAGCCCCAGAGUCAGCAUCAGGUCCCCCCUCCACACCCCCCUCCACCCCACUCGCACUCUCAGCCCUCUGCCCUCGCCGAGGCCUUCGCUCAUGCUCGCAUCGUGACAAGAACAGGACGAGAGCCUCCAGCAAGUGCCCUUGGUGCUGAUGGUGCUGCACAGGCCCAGGCCCGCUCCAGGGGAUCACGUGUGGACCUGCCAUCCAACGUAGUGGUCAGAGGAAUGAGCCGCGGACAGAGCAGAUCCAGCAUGAUGGAGACUGCUGACGUGAGAAGAGUGGGGAAAGGUGUUCCAGUGUCCAGCCGUGUGUCCACGAAGAUCCAACAGCUGCUCAACACACUUAAAAGACCCAAGCGGCCCCCGCUCAGCGAAUUCUUUAUGGAUGACCAAGAAGAGAUUGUGGAAGUUCCUCGGCCAGAUCCUAACACGCCUAAGCCUGAGGGUCGGCAGAUAAUUCCAGUAAAAGGAGAGCCCCUGGGGGUGGUCAGUAAUUGGCCUCCUGCCCUCCAGGCUGCCUUGGCCCGAUGGGGAGCCACACAGGGCAAGAGCCCUGCCCUCACAGCUCUUGACAUUACAGGAAAACCACUCUACACACUCACAUAUGGGAAACUGUGGAGUCGUAGUGUUAAGCUGGCUUACACACUCCUCAACAAACUGGGAACCAAGAACGAACAGAUCCUCAAACCGGGAGACCGGGUGGCCCUGGUGUACCCCAACAGUGACCCGGGGAUGUUCUGGGUUGCGUUUUACGGCUGUUUGCUUGCUGAGGUCAUACCUGUGCCCAUAGAGGUGCCACUGUCUCGCAAGGACGCAGGCAGUAGUCAGGUUGGCUUCUUGUUGGGCAGCUGUGGGGUUGGUCUUGCCCUGACCAGUGAGAUUUGUCUGAAGGGCUUACCGAAAACCCCCACCGGAGAAAUACUGCAGUUCAAAGGCUGGCCAAGAUUAAAAUGGGUCAUUACUGACUCCAAAUACCUCACAAAACCUUCAAAAGACUGGCAGCCACACAUCCCAACAGCUAACACGGACACUGCAUAUAUAGAGUAUAAGGCGAGUAAGGAGGGAACAGUCAUGGGGGUUGCUGUGUCAAAGGUUGCCAUGCUAACACACUGUCAAGCCCUCACACAAGCCUGUAACUACUGUGAGGGUGAAACGCUGGUGAAUGUUCUGGACUUUAAGAAGGAUAUGGGUCUAUGGCAUGGAGUUCUUACAAGUGUGAUGAACAGGAUUCACACCAUCAGCGUUCCGUAUGCAGUAAUGAAGGCUUGCCCUCUGUCCUGGGUCCAGCGGGUUCACAUACACAAAGCUCGUGUUGCCUUGGUGAAGUGUCGGGACCUGCACUGGGCCAUGAUGUCGCACAGAGAGCAGAGGGACAUUAGCCUGGCCUCCCUGCGCAUGCUGAUUGUCGCCGAUGGAGCCAAUCCUUGGUCUGUGUCAUCAUGUGAUGCAUUUUUGAACGUGUUCCAAGCUCACGGUCUGAAGCCUGAGGUCAUCUGUCCAUGUGCUACCUCACCUGAGGCCAUGACUGUGGCCAUACGCAGGCCUGGAGUUCCUGGUGCUCCUCUCCCAGCCCGGGCCAUCCUCUCUAUGACUGGCCUGAGUCACGGAGUCAUCAGGGUGAACACAGAGGACAAAAACUCUGCCCUUACUGUUCAGGACGUGGGCCACGUAAUGCCAGGAGCUUUGAUGUGCAUUGUAAAACCGGAUGGGCCACCCAUGCUGUGUAAGACUGAUGAGAUAGGAGAGAUUGUGGUGAACUCUCGUGCCGGGGGAAACAUGUACUAUGGCCUGUCUGGAGUCACCAAGAACACCUUUGAGGUUAUUCCAGUUAACGCUAGUGGUGCACCUAUCGGAGAAAUUCCGUUUGUCCGCUCAGGGCUGCUGGGAUUUGUAGGACCGGGCAGCCUGAUAUUCGUGGUGGGGAAGAAUGAGGGUCUGCUGACAGUCAGUGGUCGUCGCCACAAUGCUGAUGACCUGGUGGCUACAGCUCUAGCAGUGGAGCCAGUCAAAACUGUGUACAGGGGCAGGAUUGCUGUGUUCUCAGUGACUGUGUUCUAUGAUGAGCGAAUAGUAAUAGUGGCGGAGCAGCGGCCUGAUGCCAGUGAGGAGGACAGCUUUCAGUGGAUGAGUCGAGUACUGCAGGCCAUAGACAGCAUUCACCAGGUGGGCUUGUAUUGCCUGGCAUUGGUCCCUGCCAACACUCUGCCUAAAACUCCUCUGGGGGGCAUUCACAUCUCUGAGACUAAACAGCUCUUCCUGGAGGGCUCGCUGCACCCCUGUAACAUCCUAAUGUGCCCCCACACAUGUGUCACCAACAUGCCCAAACCACGGCAGAAACAACCAGUUGGGGUGGGUCCUGCCUCUAUCAUGGUGGGUAAUCUAGUUGCUGGGAAGAGAAUUGCUCAGGCAGCAGGCAGAGAUCUGGGAAUGAUAGAAGAUCAAGACCUCGUCCGAAAGCUGUGUAUGUGGCCUACUAUGAUGCAUCAGUUCCUCACAGAGGCUUUGCAGUGGAGAGCACAAACAGACCCUGAUCAUGUGCUCUAUGUGCUACUAAAUGCAAAGGGUGUGGCAGUGUGUACGGCUACAUGCGUGCAGCUUCACAAAAGGGCAGAAAAGAUUGCGGCUGCUCUCAUGGAGAGAAGUGGCAUCAACACUGGAGAGAAUGUUGUGUUGUUAUACCCACCAGGCAUAGAUCUGAUUGCUGCAUUUUAUGGCUGUUUGUACGCUGGUUGUAUUCCUGUCACCGUGAGACCACCACACCCACAGAACCUCUCUGCCACACUACCCACGGUCCGCAUGAUCAUUGACGUCAGUAAGGCUGCCUGCAUCCUCACUACUCAGGUUCUAAUGAAGAUCCUCAGAUCAAAAGAGGCAGCUGUUUCUGUCAACAUAAAAACAUGGCCCAUCAUAAUUGACACAGAUGACCUUCCACGCAAGCGUCCGCCCACCAUCUACAAGCCUCCCUCUGCCGAGAUGAUCGCCUACCUAGACUUCAGUGUCUCCACCACAGGCAUGCUCACAGGAGUCAAGAUUUCCCACGCAGCAGUGAGUGCUCUGUGUCGCUCCAUAAAGCUGCAGUGUGAGCUCUACUCCUCGCGCCAGAUCGCCAUCUGCCUCGACCCUUACUGUGGACUCGGUUUCGUGCUCUGGUGCCUUGCGAGUGUAUACUCAGGUCAUCAGUCGAUCCUGAUUCCUCCUCUGGAGCUGGAGAGCUCAUUGUCUCUGUGGCUGAGCACACUCAGUCAGUACCGCAUCAGAGACACCUUCUGUUCCUACUCUGUAAUGGAGCUCUGCACUAAAGGCCUCGGAGGACAGACUGAAAUACUGAAGACUCGGGGAUUAAACCUGGCAUGUGUGAGGAGUUGUGUGGUAGUAGCUGAGGAGCGUCCACGUCUGGCUCUCACACAGUCCUUCUCCAAACUUUUCAAAGAUCUGGGACUUUCCUCGCGAGCAGUCAGCACCGCUUUUGGAUCUAGAGUAAACUUGGCCAUCUGUCUCCAGGGUACCACUGGACCAGACCCCUCUACUGUGUAUGUAGACAUGAAGUCCCUCCGACAUGAUAGGGUAAGAUUGGUAGAAAGAGGAGCACCUCAGUCUCUUCCUCUGAUGGAGUCUGGGACAAUCCUUCCUGGGGUGAGGGUAAUAAUAGUAAAUCCAGAGACCAGAGGACCACUAGGCGAUUCUCACCUGGGAGAGAUUUGGGUGCACAGUCCACACACAGCAACGGGUUACUACACCAUCUACGGAGAGGAGAGCCUGCAGGCCGACCACUUCAACACUAAACUUAGCUUUGGAGAUCCUCAGACACUCUGGGCUAGGACUGGAUACCUGGGCUUCGUUAAAAGGACUGAACUCACUGACUCUAGUGGAGAUCGCCAUGAUGCUUUGUUUGUGGUGGGAUCUCUGGAUGAAACCCUAGAGCUAAGAGGUCUGCGCUACCACCCUAUUGAUAUAGAAACCAGCGUAUGCCGGGCUCACCGAGGCAUUGGUGAAAGUGCUGUGUUCACCUGGACCAAUCUUCUGGUGGUGGUGUCUGAGCUGUGUGGAUCAGAGCAGGAUGCUUUGGACCUGGUCCCUCUGAUAACUAACGUGGUAUUGGAGGAGCAUCACCUGAUCGUGGGCGUGGUGGUGAUUGUUGAUCCUGGGGUCAUCCCCAUCAACUCUCGAGGGGAGAAGCAGAGGAUGCACCUGAGAGACUCCUUCCUUGCUGAUCAGUUAGACCCUAUAUAUGUGGCCUACAACAUGUGAGUUGGGCCAGAUUGUUGAAGAGUAGCCUGGAGAAGAUCUGCUGAUCUACAUAGAGACUGAGGCGCUUGCCGUAUGACACAUAUGCUGUGUUUGAGUCUUCAUGGUGUGUGGCUGAAGACUUUGUUCUUUACCACCGGGCAGAGGACCAAGUAUAAGUAAAAAGGGGUAGGAGAGGGUCAAUAUAAUCUUUUUAUUUCUUUGGAAGCUACAAUUCUUUAUUCUCCUAAUUUCAGCAUUCCCUGUCACAAUGUCAUUUUAAUAAUCACUUUAUUUUUAUCCCCCUUCACCCCCUUCCAAGUUUAAGCACUUUUUAAGAAGGGUCAAUUUAGAGUUUGGUUUUCUGGCACACGUUUUAAGUGAUCUAGUAAGUGACGGUACUCAAGAUCUCCUGGAUUUAUUGACCUUUUGCCUUUUAUCUUUUAGUUAAAACACACUACCAUUCCAUGUCAAAUAAUGUAUUAACAUUUAUUUCUGCAAACACUGAAUAGUUCUUGAAUUCAUUUAAGCAUUCUAUCCACCACAGCCAAAAUACAGUUUUUCUUUUGUAUUACAUUUUUAAUUAUGUUUUAUAAUAUCUUAUUAUUUCUCAUAAAUUAUUUAAACUUGAAGUGGUUCAUUGAGCUGAAUUUAAAGCACAGAAUUUUGUUACAAACACUGAACUAAAAUAUACUUUUCUUUAGAACAGCAUUAGGUCUGAUGUGUGGAACUGCAAUUCACUGACUUUGCUAUUUCAUAUGCAUUUUCUUUACAUUUCCAUGUUUUUUAGUGCAGUUUUCAAGGGGAUCCCAAAUGUAAGUGUAGGGUCUAGUAAUAUGUGAAUAGAUGAAGUUGAUGAAUAAGUAGUGUUGCAGGCUCUUCCUAAGAUAUGUAAGAAUGUGUAAGGUUUUUUUUUUUGGUCAGAAAUCUUUUGUCAUAUACUUGGUGGUGUCAUAUAAUGAAAUGAAUGGAAGAUGAGAAUGGAUGUGUUUCUUGUUACUUUAAAACUGAACAAAUGUCAAAAGAAAGGAACCAAAAUAAUAUAUAUUUACAGCACUUUCCAGCCCUCUCCAACACACUGCUUCAGCAUUAGGACACGGUGUAUUUUUCUUUCCUUCUUUCUUGACCCAUUUAUGCACUUUAUGAAAGGCAUGAGGACUAUUAACACUUAUCAAAUCAAAAGGGCAUUUUUUGUCUCAAUACUGUAAUAUUUUCUAAAUAAACCAGACUCAUAAUGUAUCAUACAUCAUUUAGAUACUGACACACUGGCAUUAGUGACAAGUUUUUGCAUGUGCAGCUGUUGUACAUGCAGAUUAAUAUAUACACUCCCUGAUGAUACAAGUUUGGACACACCUCUGUGUGUGGGUAUGUAUGUAUAUAUGUAUAUACACAUAUUGACAAUGACCAACAACCCAAAUAAUUAAUACCUGCUCUGUGGUGUUCUUUUGGAAUCCUAUUCAGUGACAAACAGGGUUAAAUGAGAAUAAUAAAGUAUGCAGAGAAACAAAAGGACUACAGUCUGUAAUUAAAUACUGGCAAUGAGGUGGUCUUAAUGUUGUGGCUGAUUGGUCUUACCUGUAGGCAUAAACCUGUAGAUCAGAAUGUCUAAUAAGGUGUGUCCAAACUUUUGCUACUGGGUAAAAAAAAAGAAUUGCAUACAUAUUUAAGACAAUGUAUUGCUUUUACCUCCAGAGGAAUAAGAACAUUUCAUCUUUUCUGAUCACACAACCACACACACACACACACAGACUUACCAAAUAACCCACAGCCAAACGUCACAGCCAUGUCCUCUGGGACAUUCUGCUCCUUCUCUUCUCUGAUCUUAAGGUGCUUAGGAACAUCAGGACAAACUUUUCUGACUUCUAACUGGCAGGAAUGAAACCAGGAAUCUGUACAUGUAACCACUACUACUGUAAAAUAGCAAACUGUACAAAGGCGGAGAUUUUACAUGUUCAAGCAGCAUUUCUGAAGAACAGUGGACACUUUCUGUACUGUACAGGGAUUUGUAGUGGGAAAAGUUCAGAAAAUCCCACACGGAUAAAAGACACCUGUAAACUAUAGAUUUGUGUACAGAUAAAGCUAUGUACUGUACUGUAAUGUCCUUUGCUGUUCUUUGUCAUAUUCUUGGUUUAAUAUGAGUGUGUAAAACUGCUGUCAGACAUGAUUUUGAAGCAACCUCAGCUGGUUGAAUGCACAUUUGAAGGUAUAACUGAGUCCUUGUAAAUAAGCUCGCUGUUUCUUUUUAUUCUUUCACAUUUUGUGGGGCCUGUGUUCAGUUUAUUUGCGUUCUGUUCCAACUUCUUUUGAUGUUUAAGAGCAGAAACUUUACGAUAUUUUCAGUCUUUGCUUUGUGAGCAUGAAAACAUGAAGCCAAGCACUGUGGGACAUGGAGAGAAACUAUGUUGUAAUAAUUCAUCCUUGUAGAUCUGAACCACCAGGAUAUUGUUCAAACCUUAUUUACUAUGGGGUGUGUGUCGGGGGCGGGUGGUGAAUGCGAGUGAGCAUGCGCGUGUGUGUGUGCACGUAUGUGUGGAUGUUUAUAGAUUCAUGUGUAUCAUUUUUUUGGUUGUAAAGGAUUGACAUUAACAUGUCUGUGUGUACACAGCUGAAUGGCGUUACUUCAUAAUGAUGCUUUUCACUGUUUCUUUCCCCCCCCAAAUUAGUUACAAGAUUAUGAAGGUAUUGUUUAGUCAUUAUUCCCUUAGUGUGGUGGAAUGUUUGGUUUUGGGUUCAAGCACAAACCCGAGGGGGAGCUUUAUGAGGAAAUAUUCAGGGAAACACCGCUUUCUAAAAGGAAUGGGAUUUACUGUACAUUCACUAAAAUACUAAGACUGCAGUAAACAUUGAUGUAUGAGAAUAAACUCUCUGCUUGUCUUCUGGAUGCUAAAUAGCGGCUGCCUGCUGUGAAGAAGAAAAAGGAUCAAGUGGGAAUGGACUUGGUGCAAAGCCAGGUGGAGGGGCUGUGUCUGAAACGCAUUUCUCACUAUGCAAGCAGGUGUUCCACAGUCACAUCCCAUAUUAUACACACAUACACACACACACACUCUUAACACUCGCACCACAGCCUGACAGAAACACUCAAGAGGGAAAAACACUUAUUUGGAAAGCAGGUCUAAGAUAGAUUGGGAGCGUUCAUAAUCAUGACCAGAGAGUGCACUCAUCUCUUAUGUUGAUAUGUAUUAUUUUUUGGUACAUUUCAAUUAAUAAUAAUUACAGUAAUAAUGACUGUCAUAUUAUAACUACAAAGGGGUUCAUUUUGUGAUACUUUAACAUCAUGUACGAAUAUUAAUGAACGUCAUGAUUAUGCAACCCUAGCCCACCAUUAACGUUCACCUGUUUGAUUUUGUACAUUGGUUAAUUACUGUUUUAUAUUUAAAUGGCAAAAAGAAUAAAAGGCUUUUAUUUUGCAGCA
Molecule: messenger RNA, 8483 nt
Organism: Astyanax mexicanus (Mexican tetra)
Lineage: Eukaryota; Metazoa; Chordata; Actinopteri; Characiformes; Acestrorhamphidae
Gene: dip2bb
Product: disco-interacting protein 2 homolog Bb
Exons: 41
Coding region: 242-5095 (1617 amino acids)
Source: RefSeq, a predicted model, not a curated record